Messenger RNA from Zophobas morio, 2922 nucleotides. Its product is annotated as multidrug resistance-associated protein 1-like. The coding region runs from base 1 to 2922 and encodes 973 amino acids. The record is from RefSeq and is a predicted model, not a curated record. Gene Ontology annotation, molecular function: ATP binding; ATP hydrolysis activity; ABC-type transporter activity. Gene Ontology annotation, cellular component: membrane. The transcript is spliced from 8 exons. Lineage: Eukaryota; Metazoa; Arthropoda; Insecta; Coleoptera; Tenebrionidae. Gene Ontology annotation, biological process: transmembrane transport.
AUGGAGUUCCUUCAAUCCCUAUAUCUGGGUAAACUAUUGGAAUAUUUUUCACAAAACCAAAAACUCACGGCAAGGGAGGCAUAUAUUUAUGGACUAGCCGUGGUUUUGUCUAUUUUAAUUCGAGUUCUAAGUUUCCAGUUCCAUUAUUUGGAAACUUACAGCACUGGUUUGAAAGUUCGUACAUCUUGUUCCUCUUUAAUUUAUAGGAAGAUUUUAUCAAGGAGUCGUUGGACUAGGAAUAAUGGUUAUUUUUUCACUUUCUCAAUAGCUGUUGGUCGAGGACAAAAAGUGACUAGAGAAAGAGACAAUCGGAUACGUAUAAUGAACGAUAUUAUUUUUAGAAUGAGGGAAAUCAAAACCUAUGCUUGGGAGACGCCUUACGCUGAGCUCAUAAAUAAAAUUAGAAGAUGUGAACUUACCCAUGUGAAAAAACUGAAUCACAUAUCAAACGAAAACAUUACAAUUGUGACGUACAUUCACAAAAUAGCUGUUUACGUAUUUAUUUUAGUUUUAACAACGACUGGUACUCCUUUAGAACCACAUUUGAUUUUUAUGUCUAUAAACAUAUACAAUUUACUUAAAACAUCGGUGCAUCAUGCAACUUUUGCUGUUAAUUUAAUAUCAGAAGUGAAAGUGUGUAUAACCCGCAUCGAAAUAUUUUUGCUAUCGGAUCACGAAGCAGCUAUUGGCAAACAAAAAACAGAAGAAAUGCAAGGUUGUAAAAUAUAUGCUCGUAAUUUAACGGCUCAAUGGAACUCAUCAAAAAGAGCGACAAUAAAAGACGUAAAUUUCAAACUUGAUUGUGGUCAGCUAGUAGCAGUUACCGGAGACACAGGGAGCGGAAAGUCUUCUUUAUUCCAAACUAUAUUGCAAGAACUACUUAUAGUCGACGGAAUUCUCUCCCAGGAUGGUUUGAUAUCUUAUGCAUCCCAAAAUCCAUGGGUGUUUUCGGCAACCAUCCAAGAAAACAUCAUUUUUAAUGAAACCUUUAACAAGAACAAGUAUUUGAAUGUUCUUAACAUUUGCGCUUUGAAGUAUGACAUAUCUCUUUUUUCGCAUGGAGACAAAACAUUGGUGGGAGAAAGAGGAGCUAUGUUAAGUGGAGGCCAGAAAGCCAGAAUUAACUUGGCACGAGCUAUAUACAAAGAUGCAGACAUCUAUCUUUUAGAUAAUCCUCUAGCGGCGAUGGAUGUAUGUGUCGCUCAACAAAUUUUUACUCAAUGUAUUUUGCAAUAUCUAAAAACCAAAAGUGUUGUACUAAUAACAGACAAUUUAAAAUUUCUCAACUAUUCCGACAGAGUAUACGUUCUAAAAGAUGGGACGGUAAAGUUUUCUGGAAGAUAUAAAACAUUAGAAGAGGCACCAAAUAACAUACCAGAAAACAGUAACAAAACACUGACAAAACCCUCUGAAAAACAUUAUAAAGCCCAAAUUGAAACUAGAGAACACAGAGGUAGUGAUGAAGUCAACACAUAUACAACAUAUUUAUUUGCCAAUGGAAGCAAGUUCUUCGUCUAUCUUCAGUGCUUCCUUUUCAUUUUAAGUCAAGUUUUUAUGAACGGUUCAGACGUGUUCUUGUCUUUCUGGAUCAACCUGAGGCAAAAUCCUACUAAAUUUAGCAUAACACUGCUGCAAUACUUUUCCGACGUCAAAUGUUUGUACAUUUACAGUGGAUUUAUCCUAAUAAUGGUAUUUUUGUUUCACAUGGGUUCUUUAAACUUUGUAGAAUGCUGCAAUAAGUACUCCGUUAAGUUACACGAUACGCUAUUCAACAAAAUACUGUAUGGAACUAUGAAGUUUUUCGACAAUCAUCCAUCUGGUCGAAUUGUUAAUAGAAUUUCUAGUGAUAUGGGUACCAUCGAUGAGACCAUUCCGAAAUAUAUGUAUCAAGCUGCAAGACAAAUUUGUACUGUGUUAGGUAAGAGCCCUAUUUAUACUCACGUGGUAGCUACCAUUGACGGAUUGACAACCAUUAGAGUUUCAGAAGCCCAAAAAUACUCUUUUUUAGGUGAUAUGGUAGGAAACGUUGGUUUAUCCAUUACAGAAUCGCUCUUAAUGAUUUCAGCGAUACAGUACAUGGUCAAGAUUUAUGGUGAGCUUGAAACACAGAUGACUUCAGUUGAAAGAGUUGCGGAAUACGAUGACCUAACAGUUGAAGAUAAUAAUAAAAGCGAAAUUAACCCUCCUGCCGCAUGGCCUGCAGAAGGCCAAAUACUAUUUCAAUCGGUUUCCAUGCGAUAUUCUCCGGAAAAGCCGUCUGUCCUUAGGAACAUCUAUCUCGAAUUUCAAGCUGGUGAAAAAAUUGGAAUCGUUGGAAGAACUGGUGCCGGAAAAUCAUCUUUGAUAAAUGCGCUCUUUCACUUGUACGAAUUCGAAGGAACAAUCUUAAUAGACAACGUCGAUAUAAAAACGGUUCCUCUUGGCACUCUGAGAUCUCGAAUAGCGACUGUUCCUCAAAAUCCUGUUCUUUUCUCAGGAACCAUACGCGAAAAUUUAGAUCCUUUCAAAGAAUUCACGGACUGCCAGCUAUGGACUGCUCUAGAAGAAGUGAAUCUGAAACUCAUUGUUUCAGAUUUACCCUCUGGUUUGAACAAUUCUCUUUCGGAAGGCGGGGUCAAUUUUAGUGCGGGACAGAAACAGCUAAUGUGUUUAGUUAGAGCUAUUUUAAAAAAAUGCACCAUUAUUGUUCUUGACGAAGCAACUGCUUUUCUUGAUUUAAACACGGAGAAAUUGAUUCAAAAUACAAUUCAGAAGAGAUUUCAUAAAGCAACGAUUUUAAGAAUUGCACAUAGACUGGACAGCGUUAUGCAUUCGGACAAGAUUUUGGUUUUAGAUAAUGGUUGUGCCGUGGAAUUUGGCACCCCAAAUGGACUUCUACAAAACGUUAAUGAUGGCAAAACGCUGACCAAAAUAAUUGAAUAA